AUGGGUAUCAAUAGUAAAGUGGCUGAGGGCGUGCAGGUUGAGGAGGCGUAUGAGGCACAGUAUGCCUCGGUGGAGGGUGAUGACUUAUGCGUAUCCGAACCUAAGUAUGUAGUCUGUCAUGAAUUCAUUGGACAAGAUGAUAGGGAGGCAGCGAGCCUGGUAUCUAAGGUUGGAGAGCGUUGGAUACGGAUGAGGUCCGGAUAG
Molecule: messenger RNA, 204 nt
Organism: Perkinsus marinus ATCC 50983
Lineage: Eukaryota; Perkinsozoa; Perkinsida; Perkinsidae
Exons: 2
Coding region: 1-204 (67 amino acids)
Source: RefSeq, a predicted model, not a curated record